AUGAGCAUCUCGUUCGGCAGUUUGGGUCUCAUGUCCCUUCGCAAUCCCUUGGCGGAUGCAAUGGGCAUCCUUUGGGGCAAGGGCGACAUUAGGUCCAUGUUUUGGCUAAUCGUGUUUUGCAUCUUUUUCCUGAUUUUGGCUUAUCUGACAAACCCAUCCGAAACGUCUUUUCGUACUUUCCUGACUGAACAGUCAUUUCGGCAACACCUCAGUCGUCUCGAUGAUAGCAUCGACGACGAUCACGACUCUCAUGAAACGAAAUGUUCAGUUCGACGUGGUGCGAACAGCACCGCCCACACGCUCCCUUUUGACAACAGGUCACCUUUUCAUUUCGCUAACCGUGCUUCAGUUUCGCUUCGGACACCUAAACAUGUUUUUCAUACCUUUGGCAUCUUCACCAUUGCAGUAAUCGUCCCCAUCUCAAAGUCGGAUCGUGACCCAGUCGAUCGACGUUCCGAUGGUAUGGUAUCAGUUAUCUCCGAUUCGUGGUAUCUGGGAGCUUUUGGAAAAUGGUGGCGUGGCGGGGUCUUGGAUGAAUGGUACCACGACGUGAUCGCCAGAAAUGACGAGGAAAGCUGGAGUUCGGGCAUACUUGGCAUGAAAACCUCUGAAAGACAUCAUGAAUACAAUGGUGGUCUUCCGUUCACCACCAAGAAUCUUCCUCCUCAUCUGUUGUCGCGCGGUUCUCCUCCGAGACUAAGGAAUCGUGACAAAUCGUCUCAACGGUCCGGCUUACUACCUACUCGCAGUUCCACUCCACCACCUCUCCCCAAAUCAGUGUCGCUGCCUCUGCACGCGACACGAUCUUCGCAAGCUUUGGCGGAUCAUGGCGUAAUAGCUCAGCAUGCGGGUCAGUCACUAUCAUCAUUUCCCAUUGACCCCGUAAACACCGGCGCGCAGCUACCUUCAGCGAGCUCUCCUUUAACUGUAUUCGAUCAAUCUCCUCAUGUCGCGGAGCUUCUUCGCCAGGUUACCGCAUCCACCGCAUCCAUUCUGGACCUUCGCAAUCAACUCAAUGAUUGCAAAACUUCUGCCUCGCAGUCUCAUGCUACUCUUCAAAGAGAAUUGGAGUCUUGUCGGGACCGAAAACGGCAGGAGGAUUCUAUGAGAGCCGAGUUGAAAUCUAGGACCAAGGCAUUGGACGACUCCAAGAGGCAAGCUGAGGGCAUUAAAAGAGACUCCGAAAAACGUCUUAAAGCUGCGCUCGUUGCUCGUAAAGACACUGAACAGCGUAUAGAGCACCUUGACUCCGAGAUCUUACGCUUACAACAGUGUUUGGUUGAUGAUGAAGCAUCGGUUCGACAUAGCAAGGACUCUGAGUCGCCAACGGAACAGGCCAUCAAGGUUUCCUUGGAGCAGAAGAGAACGGAGAUCAAAGUCGCAGAUGAUAUUGUCACGGCACUGAAUAUUCGGGCUCGCGAAUUGGAAAAGCGGCUCACAACCCAGAAAGCAAGGUUACAGUCAUUACGAGAACGCUUCCAAUCUCAGCAGCUCACUCGGUCCCUUCACCAUGGUUUCCAUGUAAUAGACCCAACCUCUUCCUCAUGGUCGAUCAAGGAUAUCACACAUUCACCUACAAGAUCCUCGCAGGAUGACUCUUUGCGUGACGAGCGGGUAUCAGGACAGUCUCCACAAACUUCUGAGUUGAUCAUUGGAAAUCCCAGCGACCAUGUUUCGGCUUCGGUUCCAAUCCCUUUGCGAAGUAAUACGUACGCCAGGCUAGAGAAUGAUUUGCCAUCCCUUGCUGUUCAAACAUCGCAACCCGCCGUCGGGAACUUUGCACCAUUCGCAGACCUUGAUCCACAUCUAUCUCAGUCCUCAAUGGCGGUCUCUCCGACGUCAUCUUCUCUGAUCCCAUCAGGUCUCAUGUCCUCCCUUGCACUCGACAGCACAGACAAUAUUUCGCGGUCCUUCCAGUCGGAGAACGACGUUUUCCUUGACAGGCACUGGCGAAAUAAUGGUGUACACGGACAUCCCCAACGGUUAAACACAGACGAACCUAGUCCCAAGUACGGGACGAUGACCGCAUCCUCACCAACAUCCUUACAUGCUGUUUCCACCGGCGACACUGAUUAUGAUCCUUUCGAGGUUCGCAUGUUGACUCCACGUGAGCGAGAAAGGUACUCUUUACGUUCUGAGAGUGCCAUGGACAUGCAGCGUGCAUUGUUUCACCGGAAUAGUUCAACUCCCUCCCUGGUUUACCCGACGUCUGAAGAAUUUGAUCCAGCCCCUGGAGCCGAUAAGCCAUCGGCUCCUCGUCGUUGGUUCUCUAAAGACAAAUCCACAAAGGGUCUCAAUCCGGAUGCGAAGGUGUUCAGCAUAUCUGGAGCAUCGGAUUCGCAGAAACAGGGUCAUUUCUCGCAGAUGUCUUUCGACGCGUUAAAUCCUCAUGGUCUGGGUCCUAAUGUCAUGACAGCGCCCACGUCUGACAGUAGUACCUUGCUGAGAGCUUUUGCGCCUUCGCCGGCAGAGCGAGAGGUCCUUCAGCGCGCGUUUGGGGGCUCUACCAACACCAGCCUCGAGCGUCUGCCGAACUUGAGCGAUGUUGGAAGCAUCCCGCCAUCUCCAUCGCAUGUAAAUGCCCAUGCACUAACUGUUCCAGCGCAUGACAGGAUCCCAUCGUGGCUUCAAUCCUUACCCCGGAUUCGCAAGCUUAAUUUCAGUCCGUGGGAUGACGAGGAGCCUUCAGUGAACAAGAAAACUGCUACGUCGGGUCAAAGAGGUCAUUGA
Desarmillaria tabescens is the source of this 2730-nucleotide messenger RNA. RefSeq lists its product as uncharacterized. The record is from RefSeq and is a predicted model, not a curated record. The transcript has 3 exons. NCBI's taxonomy places the organism in Eukaryota, Fungi, Basidiomycota, Agaricomycetes, Agaricales, Physalacriaceae. The coding region runs from base 1 to 2730 and encodes 909 amino acids.